UGCUCGUCCGGAGAAGUUUGCUGAACGUGACUCACGUCUGGGCCUCACCAGUUCCGUCGUGCUUGUGCAACUUGCUGAGAGGCCAGCCCCACAGAUACAACCCGGGCGCGGAAGACUUUCAUUUUCGCUUCUGGCCGGCCGAGAGCGCGGCCCGCUUCCCUACGGCGCCGAGAGCCAGAAAGCUGGUUGGUCUCCUGCCCCACCUCGCCUGCCGAAGACGCUUGCCGAACAGCCGCGGCGACAGAGCGAGGUAAUUGAUCGCUGCACGCCCAGGGACAACCCCCCACACAGAGAUUCUCAGUGGAGUGGGAGCAAGCGUCAUGAAUAAUCAAAAAAUGGUGGCCACGCUGUUGCAGGAAUGCAAGCAAGAGCUGGACCAGCUCUCCCUGGAGGUGGAGGACCAAUCCGAGAGAGUUGAGAGCAAGCAUCAGCAGAACAGAGCUUUGCUCCCUGAUGAUCUGAAGACCCUCAUCGAAGAGGCAAAGGAAAUGAAGUGGCCUUUCGUGCCAGAAAAGUGGCAGUACAAACAAGCCAUCGACCUUGAAGACAAAACAAACCUAAAAGAUGUGAUCAAUCCAAGACUGCAUGAGUUACUGGUUUAUUUAAAAAGCUCCAUUACUGUCAGAGACUAUGCAACAGCCGCUGCUAUUGUGUUCCUCAUUGACCGAUUCUUGUAUUGGGUUGAUGGCUCCAGCCAGCUCCUUCAGAUUGCCAAAAGACUGCACAAGCUUCACCCUACAACACCAAUUGCCCCUCAGCUGGUGAUUCGCCAAGCUCGCGUCUCUGUAAAUGCAGGUAAACUAUUAAAGGCCGAAUAUAUCCUUAGCAGUCUUAUUAAUGACAACGGUGCAACAGGAGUGUGGAAGUAUGCUCAGGAAAGUGAUAGAAUUCUUGUUCAAUCCGUCUGUAUGCAAAUCAGAGGACAAAUUCUACAGAAGCUGGGAAUGUGGUAUGAAGCAGCAGAGCUGAUUUGGGCCUCGUUUGUAGGUUUUUUCACACUUCCACAACCAGAUAAAAAGGGGAUUGCUUCAUCAUUGGGUAUUUUGGCUGACAUCUUUGUCUCCAUGAGUGAAAACGAUUACAACAGUUUCAAAAUGAACUCUCAGGUUGACCUGAACCUUCUUAAAGAGUUUGACCAUCGUUUAUUGUCUGCUGCUGAAGCCUGCAAGCUGGCAGCUGCCUUUAGCCAGUUCACACCACUGUUCGUGCUCACAGCCACGAAUAUCCGUGGAAUGUGUUUGCUAUCUUAUAGCUACUCAAAUGCAUGCCCAUCAGAGAAGCGAAAGUUCUAUUUGUCAGAAGCCAAGGAGUCCUUUGAAAUUGGCCUCCUUAGUAAGAAGGAUAAAGAGCUAGUCACUAGCAAACAGGAACUUCACAGUUUUGUCAAGGCAGCUUUCUGUCUUACAAAAGUGCAUCAGCAGCUCUAUGGAGAAAAUAUUACACUUGUUCAAGUAAGCCAGUUAUGCCAGGAAGCCUUGGAGAAGAUGUAUGCUUAUGGGUAUUCACCACGCCCAGAAGAACAAGACAAAGAAAUUCUUGCCAAGCAAAUCAUGUGCCUGGUUAUAUCUGUUAAGGAGCAACUGCAAGUGCCGACUGUCCCUAAUUCAGACCCCAAGUCUUAUGUUCCAGAUAGCUACAAAAAGGCAGUAGAAAAGCAGAUUGUGAAUGGUGAACAAAGCUUUGAACAAAUCCUCAAAAUGUAUUCCCAGCAUCAUGCAUCAAUCUGUGAAGUUUUUGAAAGUGCUUGCAAGAGCCAUAAAAUGAGAAAAAAGGAAGGCAAAAUGGGACCCUGUAUAACAGCUUUGAAAACUGAAACUAGAAAUGUAGACACUGUGUGCACAACAGAAGAAAGGUCACAUCAUAGAAAGGGCCCUGUGAAGAUUUCAGUUUCCCAAAAGAUGGGGAAAGGUCAUGAGGGUCUGAAGGGUCCAAUCCGAAAGAAAUUAUCUAAAGUACCUGCAGUGGAUCUCUCCCUUGAUGAAGAGACAGAGAAUGAACCAUCCGAAGGGGCUCAAAGCAGUGCUGAUGGUGGUUCAAGCCCAUCUCGAAGCAAGAGUGAAGAAGUGUCUAGCUCUCUGCGAUCGUGGAGUAAAUUAUCCAAAUCUAGUUCUUGUACUAGUUGGGAAGAAAUGGACAAUGAAAAUGAAAUGCUCCAAGAAAAGGCAACAAAAAGAAAAGGCUUCACAGGUGAGAGUCAGCAUCUCUCUGCAGCCUUGACUGAGGGUGCCGAAGAAAAUGUUGAAGAUUGCAACCUUGAUUUGUUGUCUUCCGAAGCUCAUAAUCUCUCUCUUCAAGAUAAUCAAACCAACUGUAGAGGCUCUUUUAAGAAAAACACAACUUCAGCUAGUAGUCAAUCAGAAUUAUACCCAAAUUUCAAAGAAGGGCAUUUGGAGGGAACAGAACAUGAAGAGAAUAAUUUAAAACACUCACUUGCGGAAGCCAAUAACACCAGCUACAAGAAUGACUGUGAUUCUUCAAGUGAUUUAAUAAUUCCUUCUUCUAAUAGACCUUCUAAACAAGAUCAGUUUGGAAUGUCUGACUUCUCUUCCAUAAAUGAUUCCAGCUGUAGGAAAGGAAGCACAAGAGAUCCUGACAGUGGCAAACCAGUUAUAGAUCCAGGAUCAAUAAAUCACUGCCCAUUGGUUGACCCAGAAGGAGAAACCGAAGACGCACCAGUGAGUUCACAUCUGCCUGGAGACUGCAUGACAUCUGCUUCCAUAAACAGUGCGAUCAAAGCAGAACGUGACAAUUUUGUACAAAAUUGGAUUAAUAAAUCUGUUAUAACAGGGGCUUCAGGGGCCUCAUUUGAAAUGCCUGAAGUUGACACCCAAGGAGUUACAGUAGACGACUGGGAAGUUGUUUCUGGUAGUGGAAGGCAGUUUGUGGGUUCUUGUACUGACAUGAACAUCAUGAGGGAUCGGCCAAGUCAUGGGCCGGAGACUCUGUCAAGGAGGAACAAAUCUUUAGUAAAUCAGUUUAGUGACUGUACCACCACUGAAGAAGAUGAAGGUGAAAAACGAAGACCCAUUUUGACCCACAGCUCCAGUUCUCUGAAAUCAUGGUACAAAUCAUCCCAGUUUUCCAGCAGUUUUUCUGAACUGGAGAGUCCUUUGUUUUUGGACUCCAGUGGGAGCUCUUUCAGCUUUAUAGGAAGGACCAAAGAACAAGUCCUCCAAGCUCGCGAUCUGAGCAACAAUGACUAUGAGAGGCUUUUGUCAGGGGUUGAACAUACUUGGCUAGUGGAGAGGCUGAAGAAUACCGGGCUCUUUAAGCCAAAACUUCUCCAUAAAGCAUACUAUGCUCUUCUUUUGAAAUACUCUAAGAAAUCUGGGCUAUGGACAGGCCAGGAGACAGCUGUAUAUAUUGGAAACAACUUAAGCGUGGCAAAGAAAGGCAAGCAAAGGAAUGCUUUUUGGAUACACUUUCUACACCAGGAAGAGACUUUGGGAAGGUACGUUGGGAAAGAGUACAAAGAAGAGAAGGGGCUCCUCCACCAUUUCAAUGAUGUGGAACGGCAAAUGACUGCGCAGUACUAUGUGACGGAGUUCAAUAAAAGGCUGUAUGAGCAAAACAUCCCCACACAAAUCUUUUACAUCCCAUCAGCAGUACUCUUGAUACUAGAAGGUAAAUCUAUACAAGGAUGUAUAAGCACGGAGCCUUAUAUCCUGGGAGAGUUUGUGAAGUUAUCCAAUAACACCAAAGUUGUAAAAUCAGAGUACAAAGCCACCGAAUAUGGACUGGCCUAUGGCCAUUUCUGCUAUGACUUUUCUCAAGGCUCAGAUGUGGUCGUUGAUUUACAAGGUUGGGUGACUGGCAAUGGAAAAGGCCUCAUCUACUUAACUGAUCCCCAAAUCCAUUCCCUUUCUCAGAAGGAGGUGUCAUGCCUGAUGAACUUUGGGAAGAAAGGGAUUUACUAUUUCUUCAAUAAUCAGCACACAGAAUGUAAUGAAAUCUGCCAUUGUCUUUCAUUGGCAAGACCUACUGUGGAGAAGCCAAGCUGACACUGAGUAAAGAUUGAGAAUUUUCCCCAAGAAACAUUUCUAUUAUGUUUUGGGUUGCCUGCCUCUACACCAUGAUAGUCAACCUUUAAUCGUGUUGUUCUAAUAUAUAACAUUGUAAUAUUCUUAGCGAUACCAUUAUUGCUACUCUCAAAUGGCAGAGGCAACAUCCCCAGGACCAAAAACCACAGGAUACAGUCCUCUGAUUUUUUUUAAAAGGUGCAAAUAUAUUAUAUAUAUUUGAAUGUGUCUAAACAAAUCUUCCCUGAUGUUUCUCUGGGUUCAGCUGGUGAAAGAGGAAGAAAACUGUUUAACGAGCACACACACAUCCCAAAGUCUGUGUCAAGGCUCAUGGGUUUCAUGAGGACAAAAUUCAAGUGUGACAAGGGCUGAAGUGAGGAGAAAAAUCAGGCAAGAUCCAGCAGAAAGCUGGUAUGAUCCAUCUCUCUGUUGCUGGUUAUGUGGAACCUGCUGUUCUAUCAUAUCUAUUAGUUUUAUACAGUCUUCUUGCUAGACAAUAAAUACUUAGUUAUGGAGUCCA
Eublepharis macularius is the source of this 4539-nucleotide messenger RNA. RefSeq names its product alpha kinase 1 (gene ALPK1). The coding region runs from base 321 to 4001 and encodes 1226 amino acids. The record is from RefSeq and is a predicted model, not a curated record. The transcript is spliced from 14 exons. Lineage: Eukaryota; Metazoa; Chordata; Lepidosauria; Squamata; Eublepharidae. Gene Ontology annotation, biological process: protein phosphorylation. Gene Ontology annotation, molecular function: protein serine/threonine kinase activity; ATP binding.